Molecule: messenger RNA, 1474 nt
Organism: Apodemus sylvaticus (European woodmouse)
Lineage: Eukaryota; Metazoa; Chordata; Mammalia; Rodentia; Muridae
Product: C-type lectin domain family 10 member A
Exons: 10
Coding region: 266-1189 (307 amino acids)
Molecular function (GO): signaling receptor activity
Source: RefSeq, a predicted model, not a curated record
GGAUGUCCCAAAAUACAGACCACUGGUCAUGUGUACCUAGUGGCGCCUGCUUGGUCCCUCCCACGCCAACCCUCUGGGAUAUAGUUCUUCACCCUGAGUUCCUGCCUCUGGUCAUUGCUGUACAGGGAAGCCGGAACUUCACACAGCUUAAUCUCCGCUCACACUACUUCCAGCCUUCCCCGCGGCCCGAGCUCUGUAUCGGCCUGGAUCCUGGUGUCUCGAGUUCAGUUCAGACAGCCCUGGGAGGCCUCAAGUUUGUCCAAGCAUGCCAAUGAUAUACGAAAACUUCCAGAACUUAAGGAGUGAAGAGAAAAACCAAGAGCCUGGUGAAGCAGCUCCUCCCCAGUGCUCGCUGUGGAAUAUCCUCUCGUGGACCCACCUCCUCCUCUUCUCCCUGGGCCUCAGCCUCCUGCUGCUGGUGGUUGUCUCCGUGAUUGGAUCCCAAAAUGCCCAGUUAAGGAGGGACCUAGGCACCCUGAGAGCCACUUUAGACAACACCACCUCCAAGAUAAAGGCUGAUGUCCAGGCCCUGGACUCCAGGGGUGACAGCUUGCAAGAAGGGAUCAGUUCUCUGAAAGUGGAGGUGGAGGAUCACAGGCAAGAACUGCAGGCAGGCCGAGGCUUGAGCCAGAAGGUGACUUCUCUGGAGAGUGCAGUGGAGAAGAGGGAGGAGGCUCUCAAAACAGAUCUGUCUGAUAUAACCGAUCGUGUGCAACAGCUGAAGAAGGACUUGAAGGCCCUGGCGUGCCAGCUGGGCAGCCUCAAGAGCAGUGGCUCGGAAAUGGCCUGCUGCCCCCUUCACUGGACGAAGCACGAAGGCAGCUGCUACUGGUUCUCUCAGUCUGAGAAGUCCUGGCCUGAAGCUGACAAAUACUGUCAGCUGGAGAAUUCUCACCUGGUGGUGGUCAACUCCCAGGAGGAGCAGAAUUUUCUACAGAAUCGCUUAGCCGGUAUGGUCAGUUGGAUCGGCCUAACGGACCAAAACGGGCCCUGGCGAUGGGUGGAUGGGAGCGACUUUGAAAAAGGCUUUAAGAACUGGGCCCCAGAGCAGCCGGAUAACUGGUAUGGACACGGCCUGGGAGGGGGUGAGGACUGUGCCCGGUUCACCUCAGCUGGUGCCUGGAAUGAUGACUCCUGUCAGAGGACCUUCCGCUGGAUCUGCGAGAUGAAGCUGGCCGUGGAUAGCUAGGAGCUCUCUCCGAGUAAUUUAUUUCUUUAGUGGUUUCAGCUGCUCAAGCCUGCAGUUUGGAAUCCUCCUACCUGGUCUCAACAUUAUUGGUUUUUUGUUUGUUUGUUUUGUGUUUUGUUUUUUUGUUUUUGUCAAAAAUUUUAAGGCAAGGAGAAAGGAUUGUGUUUGAGCUGGAUAGUACUGUGUUUGGAAGAAUGAGGUUGUUGAAAUCUAAUAUUUUGUACAGUGUGCAGCUUAUUGUAGGUAACUUUUGAAUAUAGCAAAAAAUUAAAUACUUUUUAUUGA